Molecule: messenger RNA, 634 nt
Organism: Trichomycterus rosablanca
Lineage: Eukaryota; Metazoa; Chordata; Actinopteri; Siluriformes; Trichomycteridae
Gene: cradd
Product: CASP2 and RIPK1 domain containing adaptor with death domain
Exons: 2
Coding region: 5-634 (209 amino acids)
Biological process (GO): signal transduction; regulation of apoptotic process
Molecular function (GO): death domain binding; protease binding
Source: RefSeq, a predicted model, not a curated record
UAGUAUGUUUGUGUCAAUAAUGGAGCCGAAGCACAAAGAGAUUCUCCGAGCACAUAGGCUCUAUCUGUGUGAACAGCUGGUUGUAGAAGAUACAAUAAUUCAGUAUUUAUAUCAGGAGGACAUUUUAACCGAGAGUCUAGUGGAGGAGAUUCAGUCGCAAAGCUGUAACAGAAAGAAGACGCUGGAAUUGUUGAAUACUUUGCCACAUCGCGGUCCUAAUGCUUUCUCUGCGUUUAUACAAGCACUCCAACCUGACUUCCCCUGGAUUACUGAAAAACUACUACUGUCAGUCCAGGACCAGUCGAACAGCGCGGAAAAUACGCGAUCGGUCAGCACUGCUUACAGUGCUGUCCCUGAGCACCUUCUUCAGAUGGUUCCGUCUGAUCUGCAGCUGAAUAGAUUGGCAUCUCGUCUCGGCUCAGAGUGGGAAACGGUCAUGCUGGACUUGGGCCUAACACAGUCAGAGAUCUACCGCUGUCGUGCAGAUCAUCCAUUUAACAGUCAGUGUCAGGUGCUGGCAGCUCUGGUAAUAUGGAAGCAGUCACAAGGUCGAAGAGCCACUGUGCAGCGGCUGCUUCACAGCCUAGAGACCUCAGAAAUUCAUCCUUCUUCCAUUGAACAAGUGUUUAUAUGA